Messenger RNA from Meloidogyne enterolobii, 1205 nucleotides. NCBI's taxonomy places the organism in Eukaryota, Metazoa, Nematoda, Chromadorea, Rhabditida, Meloidogynidae. The record is from the annotation of a GenBank genome assembly.
GCAAGCUUUAAUGAGACUAAAAAGCCAGAUUUCUUCCAUUUUCAGAAAAGAUCAAAAAGGUGGCAAUGAGAAAAAAAGGGCGAGAAGGCCAAAAGGGGGCAAAUGCCUCUUAAAUGAGGUAAAAGGGACACCCUGGUAUGCAUCUAAGUUUGACUUUAUUCCAUCUCAAUUCCUUUCACAAUUACCAAAAUUAAAAAAAUUCUUAUUAGAUAAAAUCACGUGAACAUUUGGAAGAAUUAGAAAUAGAGAAUGUUGAAUUAAAAAGAUUUUUUGAAAAUCUUGCCCAAACAGGAAAUGAAAAAGAACGUAGAAUGACAGAAGAAGCACGUCGUCUUUUAUAUUUAGCUAUUAGAGAAGGAAAACUUGAAAGGCGGGUUAAAAUCAGUGCACGUUUGAGACAGGCAAUGUGUGAAGAAUUAUCUCAAAUGCGUAACAGGCUUUGUAGACUGCUUACUGGCGAGGAAUCACGUAGUCGUCAGUUGGCCUUUGAGAAUGAAGCAAAAAUAUUUGAAUUAGCUCGGCUUCAAAAUGCUUUACUCCAUUCUGUCCCUCUAAACGAAUAUAAUCGUCUUUUACGUGAACACAAAAGAAUACUUAGAGAGCGUUUUUUAACUUCCUCCCCAGAUAUUGGUUAUUAUUCUACAACAACUUCAAGUUUAAAAACUAAUUCGGAAGAUGAAGAAGAGUCAGAAUAUAUUCAAUUAAAUAAAAUAAAUAUUUCAAAGCCUGGACUUUUAUUUGGAGAUAAUGAAAAUAUAAAUAAACUUUUGUUGAAGAAUAAAAAAUUAGAAGAAAUUAACGAAAUUCUAAUUGGACAGAAUGAGUCUUUGAAAGCAGAAAAAAGGAAAACAGAAACAGAAUUAGCUGAAAUGAAUGCUUUUCUGGAUGAUUUGGAAGCUGAAACUGAAUUAAAAUCUAUGCUCGCCAAUAUUGAAAGAAGAUUCCUUCAUGCUAUUAGAGAGCAAUUCGAUGCAACAGAGGAAAGAGAAAGUUUACAAAAUGAAUUGAGGAGGAUUGAACGUAAAUUUAGGUACUUAAAUUAUUUAAUUUUUACCAGAAGUGGGUCGGAAUUCCGAUUUCCUAAAAAAUGUUUUCCGAUUUCCAAGUUCCGACUUUUGAGCCAGUUCCGAUUUCCGGCUCUUCCGAUUUCCGACAUCUCUGACUGUUCCGACCCACCUCUGAUUUUUACACCUUCCUUAUUUUAA